This is a messenger RNA of Racocetra persica, 161 nucleotides long. Lineage: Eukaryota; Fungi; Glomeromycota; Glomeromycetes; Diversisporales; Gigasporaceae. The record is from the annotation of a GenBank genome assembly.
AUGGAAACUGAAGUAAAUGUUGGGGCUGAAGUUGAAAUAAUGAAAUUUAAAAGGCAGUGUUGGGCAAUAUGGACAUUUGGACUUAUUAAAAAAAUUUGGACAAAUAUGGACAUAGUAAUUUAUGAACAUGGACAUAGUAAUUUAUGGACAUGGACAUAUAG